AUGGAGCCCCCUGACAGCUCCGUGCAGAGCCCCGACCUGGUGUCAUUAGAAUUAACCGUGGAAAACGUCGAAACGGUAAGUUGUCGAACUCAUACAGUGCGUGACAGAGAAGUGGUUCGUUUGAUGCAGUAGGCUACCAACAAUGACAGCUCUCAUUCAGUCUGAAAGCAAUUUGUUCUUCUCAGUCAAAUCUUUCUAAAUAUCUCAUCAGCAUUGUGGUUUUAUGCUAUGUGACAAUGAUAAUUAGCCCUCCAUAUUAUUUACCAAAUAGCCUAAAUAGGCUACACAGGUGUAGGCAUAUUGGUUGACAGUUGGAAAAAUGCACAGACUAAUUACAAUGGAAUUUUGACCUUUAACAAAUAGGCUACAGAAUAGCUUUUGAAUUCAUAUUUCACAGGCAAUGGGCAGUUCAUAUGGUGUAAACUAGUUCAAUGGGCUAUAGAAGGAAGGGGGCUGUUGUAAUAUGAUAUCAGUUACAAACAUACUGUGCUAAUUAUAACCACCACCAUGUGCUUGGGAUUAGUUGCCGUUAGCAACAGCACUCAGACUCAUGCAGAGUUGGCCAUCCUGUGUGCUUUGGAGGCUGCUACACUACACCCCUUAUCAUUCCUUAUCAGUGACAUUUAUGCCUUCAAGGACACAUUGUAUGAUAAGGACUCCAGACACUUUUUAAUUUCCCUCCCUAAUGUAAAUUAAAUGAAUUGAAUUGGAAAUGUCCUCUCCUAGGCCCUCCAGCAACUGUACUAUGACCCAGACAUGGAGCAUAAGAAUGUGGCCCAGAAGUGGCUGACUCAGGCCCAGACGUCCCCUCAGGCCUGGCAGUUCUGCUGGCCUCUGCUCAGCCCAGACAAGGUCUGCUCCACAGCCCUAUCCUACAACCUCCCCUCUACUUUCUACACACCCUGUUGUGUAGUGAUCAUUCCUUUCCUGCCUGUAUUUCACUCCAUGACCCCACUCAUAAUAACCCUGUAUAACGCUGUAUUCUUCUUACUAUUACACCAUUUUCAAAACAGCUUCCUGAGAUCCAGUUCUUUGGCGCCAGCACCCUCCACACCAAGAUCGCCCGUCACUGGGCCGACCUCCCCACAGACCAACACGAGACACUGAAGAUGCAGCUCCUUUCCCACAUCUCCCACUUCUCCUCUGGGCCCAAGAUGGUGCUGACCAGGCUGUGUGUGGCCCUGGCCUCCCUGGCCCUCCACACCAUGCCCCAGGCCUGGCCCCAGGCUGUGACUGACAUGGUCAGGGUCUUCCAGCCAGAGAAGGUUGGGGAUCAGGGCGGAAGUCAGGAUGGGGCUGGGGUUGGUGGAGGAGAUGGGGCAGAGGAGGAAGUGAACACCCACGCACACUGCCUGGCCCUGCUGGAGCUCCUCACCGUGCUGCCAGAAGAGUUCCAGAGCUGCCGGCUGCCCCAGACCCGUCGUGCCCAGCUGAGAGAGGCCCUGGCUGGGGAGUGGACGGCGGUAUGUCCCCUGCUGCGCCAGCUGCUCCAGAGACAGGAGGGUAAUAACCAGGUGAAGGAGCGGGCCCUACGGUGCUUGUCUAGCUGGGUGGGACUGGAUGUUCCUCUGCAUGGGGAGAGCGAGGGGCUGCUGCAGGACUGUUUUGCUGCUCUCUCCGACCCAGAGCUGUUUGACAGUGCCGUGGAGACCAUUGUCAGCUCUAUAUCCCAACCUGACUGCCAGAGGUGAGGCUCUGUCGCAGGCUCUGUCGCAGCCGGCCGCGACCGGGAGACUCAUGGGCGGCGCACAAUUGGCCCAGCGUCGUCCAGGGUAGGGGAGGGAAUGGCCGGCAGGGAUGUAGCUCAGUUGAUAGAGAAUGGCGUUUGCAACGCCAGGGUUGUGGGUUCGAUUCCCACGGGGGGCCAGUAUAAAAAAAUAUGUAUUCACUAACUGUAAGUCGCUCUGGAUAAGAGCGUCUGCUAAAUGACUAAAAUGUAAAAUGUAAAUGUAAAUGUAGGUGAGAUAGACACACACACACAUGGUCAGACAGACAGACAGACAGACAGACAGACACACACACACACACACGCAAGCACACACACACACACACACACACACACACACACACGCACAUGAGCACUUUGAUAAUGAGUUGUGUUGAGAUGCAUUAUAUUGACUCUGCAUGCAUUCGUGUGUGUGUGUUCAGAUACACUGAUGCUCUGGUGAACUUGAUGCCCCUGGUGCUGGGUCUCCAUGACCAGCUGAAAGCCGCAGCGAGGGACGGAGACAUGGAGACCUCCCAUGGCAUCUGUCGCAUCGCUGUCGCUCUGGGGGAAACACACUCCAGGUACACACACCUUUAGGUUAGGGCUAGGGCUAUGUUAGUGGAUAGUUAGUUUGCUAACUAUCUAACUAAAGUUUGAACAUCUAUGAACCAUCUGUGGUGUUAGUAUUAAGUGAUAACCAGUUUUCUUGGCUUAUUAUUGACCUGUUUCACCUGGUCUCCCUGGGUGUGGCUUUGUGGAACAGGACUCUUCUGGAACAGGUGGAACACUGGCAAGGAUACCUGGCCCUUGUCAACAUGAUCCUGUUCUGUACUGGCAUCCCCGGGCACUACCCAGUCAACGAGACCACCAGCUCCCUCACACUCACCUUCUGGUACACUCUGCAGGUAUGUACCCUACACCCUAACACCUACACCCUAAUACUGGACACUACCCAGUAAACAAGACCACCAGCUCCCUGACAUUUUGGUACACUCUGCAGGUAUUGGUGUAGGGUUUGGGUUUGGGUUAGUGGUUAAACCUACAAUGCUGGAGAGGAAGUACCUAUUCUGUACAUUGUAGUAUGGCCACUUCCUGAUGGCUACUUCCUGUGGUUCCAGGAUGACAUCCUGUCAUUUGAGGAGGACAAGCAGGUGGUCUACCUGCAGGUCUACAGACCAGUCUACUUCCAGCUGGUGGACGUCCUGCUCCACAAGGCCCACUUCCCCUCAGAGCAGGACUACACUUCCUGGUCCUCAGACGACAAGGAGCAGUUCAGGAUCUACAGGUAAACAGGAAGUCUACUUUUACAGAAGGGAUGGGAGUUGUAGUCCUUGGAGGAGCUCUUUGAUUUUCACUUGAGAAUGUACAUUAUUUGACCCAAUAUUUUUUUAUACGAUUAUGUUAUGCUUUAUCCAACACUAGUUUAUAGUCGACAGAUCUGUUGAAUGUUUUGACCAAAGUAUUUCAUUUUCAGUCAGAAUAGAGCGCCCAGGGCACAUUGUGAUUAUACUGUAUGUGUUUUUUGUGUGGUAGAGUCGACAUAUCAGACACUCUGAUGUAUGUGUACGAGAUCCUGGGGGCGGAGCUUCUCAGUAACCUCUAUGAUAGACUGGGCCGACUACUGAUGGACACGGAGAGACCAGCAGCAUGGCAGGUCAGUACAGUCACCAAUUUACAUAAAUACAGUACUCACAUACAAAGACAUAUGUACACUACCGUUCAAAAGUUUUGGGUCACUUAGAAAUGUCCUUGUUUUUCGAAAGAAAAGCAAUUUUUUUGUCCAUUAAAAUAACAUCAAAUUGAUCAGAAAUACAGUGUAGACUAUGUUAAUGUUGUAAAUGGCUAUUGUAUCUGGAAACGGCAGAUUUUUUAUGGAAUAUCUACAUAGGCGUACAGAGGCCCAUUAUCAGCAACCAUCAGUCCUGUGUUCCAAUGGCACAUUGUGUUUGCAAAUCCAAGUUUAUCAUUUUAAAAGGCUAAUUGAUCAUUAGAAAACCCUUUUGCAAUUAUGUUAGCACAGCUGAAAACUGUUGUGCUGAUUAAAGAAGCAAUAAAACUGGCCUUCUUGAGACUAGUUGAGUAUCUGGAGCAUCAGCAAUUGUGGGUUCGAUUACAGGCUCAAAAUGGCCAGAAACAAAUAACUUUCUUCUGAAACUCGUUAGCCUAUUCUUGUUCUGAGAAAUGAAGGCUAUUCCAUGCAAGAAAUUGCCAACAAACUGAAGAUCUCGUACAAUGCUGUGUACUACUCCCUUCACAGAACAGCGCAAACUGGCUCUAACCAGAAUAGAAAGAGGAGUGGGAGGCCCCGGUGCACAACUGAGCAAGAGGACAAAUACAUUAGAGUGUCUAGUUUGAGAAACAGGCACCUCACAGGUCCACAACUGGCAGCUUCAUUAAAUAGUACCCGCAAAACACCAGUCUCAAUGUCAACAGUGAAGAGGCGACUCCGGGAUGCUGACCUCCUAGGCAGAGUUGCAAAGAAAAAGCCAUAUCUCAGACUGCCCAUCUUUAAUCUUUUAUUUUUAUUGGCCAGUCUGAGAUAUGGCUUUUUCUUUGCAACUCUGCCUAGAAGGUCAGCAUCCCGGAGUCGCCUCUUCACUGUUGACGUUGAGACUGGUGUAUUUCUGAUCAAUUUUAUGUUAUUUUAAUGGACAAAAAAAUUGCUUUUCUUUCGAAAACAAGGACAUUUCUAAGUGACCCCAAACUUUUGAACAGUAGUGUAUACAGUGAGGGAAAAAAGUAUUUGAUCCCCUGCUGAUUUUGUACGUUUGCCCACUGACAAAGAAAUGAUCAGUCUAUAAUUUUAAUGGUAGGUUUAUUUGAACAGUGAGAGACAGAAUAACAACAAAAAAAUGAUCAUGAGAACGGUGAGGAAUCAGCCCAGAACUACACGGAUCUUGUCAAUGAUCUCAAGGCAGCUGGGACCAUAGUCACCAAGAAAACAAUUGGUAACACACUACGCCGUGAAGGACUGAAAUCCUGCAGCGCCCGCAAGGUCCCCCUGCUCAAGAAAGCACAUAUACAGGGCCGUCUGAAGUUUGCCAAUAAACAUCUGAAUGAUUCAGAGGAGAACUGGGUUCAAGUGUUGUGGUCAGAUGAGACCAAAAUCGAGCUCUUUGGCAUCAACUCAACUCGCCGUGUUUGGAGGAGGAGGAAUGCUGCCUAUGACCCCAAGAACACCAUCCCCACCGUCAAACAUGGAGGUGGAAACAUUAUGCUUUGGGGGUGUUUUUCUGCUAAGGGGACAGGACAACUUCACCGCAUCAAAGGGACGAUGGACGGGGCCAUGUACCGUCAAAUCUUGGGUGAGAACCUCCUUCCCUCAGCCAGGGCAUUGAAAAUGGGUCGUGGAUGGGUAUUCCAGCAUGACAAUGACCCAAAACACACGGCCAAGGCAACAAAGGAGUGGCUCAAGAAGAAGCACAUUAAGGUCCUGGAGUGGCCUAGCCAGUCUCCAGACCUUAAUCCCAUAGAAAAUCUGUGGAGGGAGCUGAAGGUUCGAGUUGCCAAACGUCAGGCUCGAAACCUUAAUGACUUGAAGAAGAUCUGCAAAGAGGAGUGGGACAAAAUCCCUCCUGAGAUGUGUGCAAACCUGGUGGCCAACUACAAGAAACGUCUGACCUCUGUGAUUGCCAACAAGGGUUUUGCCACCAAGUACUAAGUCAUGUUUUGCAGAGGGGUCAAAUACUUAUUUCCCUCAUUAAAAUGCAAAUCAAUUUAUAACAUUUUUGACAUGCGCUUUUCUGGAUUUUUUUGUUGUUAUUCUGUCUCUCACUGUUCAAAUAAACCUACCAUUAAAAUUAUAGACUGAUCAUGUCUUUGUCAGUUGGCAAACGUACAAAAUCAGCAGGGGAUCAAAUACUUUUUUCCCUCACUGUAUAUCCCAAAGCUAUUUUGUCAUGUUUCUUCCUGUGUGAUUCUAUCUCACUCUCUAGCUUCCUCUUUCUGGGACAUGUUUUCUAUUUUUCUUUUGUAUUUUUCCAGGACACUGAGGCCCUUCUCUUUGGCUUCCAGGCUAUAGCAGAGACCAUAGACGUCAACUACUCUGACGUCAUCCCAGGCCUCAUCGGUCUGAUCCCACGGAUCAGUAUAAGCAACAUUCAGCUAGCUGACACCGUCAUGUACACUAUAGGUGCUAGCCAACAUCUCAAUCCAAUUGUAUUAUCGUUUUCUCUAGCUACCUUUCUGUUUGUUCUGACCCUCCCUCUCUUCCCUACAAUCUCUUUUCCUGUCUUUCUCCCUUUCUCUCUCUGUCUCUUUCCUUUACCCUUUCUCUCUCUGUCUCUUCCCCCCCCCCCCCCCCCCCCCCCCUCUCGCUGUCUAGGUUCUCUAGCGGAGUGGCUGGCGGACCAUCCGGUGAUGUUGGGCAGUGUAUUACCCAUGGUGCUCCAGGGCUUGGUGAAGGCUGAGCUGUCCGUGUCCAGCGUGUCCACUCUGAAGAGGAUCUGUAGAGAGUGUCGUCACGAUCUCGCCCCUUACGCCCAUGACAUCAUGACCGUGUCACAGGUCUCCAUGACAAUAAGAUUCACAAAGCAUGUGAUGAUAGAUGCUGUGUACUGUAGCUCAAAAUGUGUUGCGUGGUAACUGUGCUGUCAGUUCGAUGUUGCUUUGGUUCUUUUAUGACACUCAUGUCAAACAUUCUCUUCCUUUCACAGGACGUACUGGUCAAAGAAAUCCACAAGGUCAGUAUAAAUGAUCAAGUUUUAGACUGUUGCUGCUGAUUGACUGUUUAUUUUUCUGUAAAUAUAGGGAUGGAAUUUAAGACUAUAUUUGUGAAUCCAUGUAUGUGUGUGCAGAGCAGCCAGUGCAUGUGGCUGAUGCAGGGCCUGGGCUUCCUACUCUCUGCCCUGCCAAUGGAGGAGAUCCUGGGCAGCCUGACCACCCUCAUCACCCCCCACAUCCAGAGGCUAGACACACUGGCACACCAGGAGGUAAGAACAAGGAAAUUAUGCUUAUACAGUGCACUUGGUCUAUGCAACCACCCAGUGGCAAUUGUAGCAUGUAAAUGUUGGUGGGGUGUCAUGGAAUAUUCUAAUCAAGUGAGAGAGACUUUGUCAUUUCUUCAAACAAUCAUCUUUAUUCAGUAUCGAUUUAAUUAUUGCAAUAAUGAAGCUGGUCGACCGCACACUCUGAAGUGUGUGUUGCCGAGAGCUCAACCUCACAGACAUGCAGAUCGGGGCAUCAUAAGCCAUCUUGGGUUCGUCUUGCGGUUAUCUGCACCUGGUGCCAUUUUAACCCCACCCCGGCUUAGUUUCCCAGAUGCAAGGAUGAGAACAAACAAUGAAAUGUUAGGCUAGGCUAUCUCUAUCUCGGGUCACACACACCACAUCUUGUCUAUGGAAUGUAGGCUGUAAAUCAAUUGUCAGCUCAAGCUAUCUCUAGUGACAAUACGCCCAGAUUAGCUGCAGGGAGUUAAAGUGGAGACCAUCGCUUUAAAAAACACAGCAGUAGUAGAACAGAAAUGUCUUACUAUUUGUUAAGUAUAUAAUUUAACUAUUACAGUUUUUCUCAUUUGUUUACACACAAAUACUGGUACUUGAGACACAAUGACCACAACAUGUAACUCAUGCACCAACCCCCUGAACCAAUUCUGCUAAACUACAAGCACAAUUCCUGCUUUACACUCAAAUUGCAGUUCUACAACACACUUUUUUCUAAACACUACACACAAAUCUUUGCAUUUGGCACAAUUUUCAUGCAGUUUUUCACAAUGAACACACUGCCAUUCAAAUAUGCACACUGACUCAUCACAUGGGCAAACUCCCGUCACACAGUUUUACAAUUAGCAAUCAGAGCUUUAGCAUAAAAGGGCAACAGGUGACCUCUUCUGUUUUGGAGCAAUGGAUGCCAACAUUGGAAACAGAGGCAGAGCCAGAGGAGUGAGAGUAAGAGGAGGAGGACUGGGAGGACAAGGACAAGGACGAGGACGAGGACGAGGAAGGCCAAGGACCGUAAUCUCUGAUGAGAUCCAAGCCACUUUGGUUGAUCAUGUGGUCAACCAUGGUCUAACAAUGAGGGAGGCUGGGCAAAGAGUACAGCCAAAUUUGAGCAGGUACACUGUAGCAUCCAUCAUCCGGACAUUCCGAAAUGAGAAUAGGUAAGAAAUCUACUCUCACUAGAAAAUUGCAGGACUGCAUAUCAAUACAGUACUCAAUGAGUACAGUAGUACAGUAUUGCCUGUGGACUGUUCUGUAGGACUGUAAAAAUAAAGUAUGUUUCAAGUAUUUGGGAAAUGUAUUUCUACUUUGUAUUUACAGCAUUUUACUAUUUGUUUGGCAGAACUGAAAGAUUACCAACACAAGGUGGUCGUGAACGUGUUCUGUCUCCUGAACAGGAAACUGAAAUCAUGAACAUGGUCCUAGAAAAUAACGGCAUAACAUUACGGCAAAUACAAAGAAAAAUAAUAGAAAACAAUGAGAUAUUUCAAAAUAUUGAUAGGGUAAGCUUAUCAACACUGGACCGUGUCUUGCGCAGAAAUAAUCUCAGGAUGAAGCAGGUCUACAGGGUGCCAUUUGAACGCAAUUCAGAAAGAGUCAAAGAAUUGCGAUAUAACUAUGUGCAAGUGAGUCCUAUACAAUCCCACAAUUGAUGCAUACUCUCAACACUGUAUAAAUUAUACAUAUUUCAGUAUUGUAAUCAUAAUGAUUGUGCUUCACAAUAGUGACCACUCCAUGUCUAUUUCUGAUAUUGACGUGUGUUUCAGAGAGUCCUUGAGCUAGAGGUGGCUGCAGUGGAGCACCAGUUCAUCUUCAUUGAUGAGGUUGGAUUCAACCUCACAAAAAGACGAAAGAGGGGAAGGAAUAUCAUCAGCCAGCUUGCCAUUGUUCAAGUCCCUGGCCAGCGCGGAGGGAACAUCACAAUGUGUGCAGCGAUUACCCACCACGGCGUCAUCCAUCACCAUGCUACCCUUGGCCCCUACAACACCGCCGAUCUGAUCACAUUCCUGGACACCCUACACAACACACUCAUUCCACCAGAUCAGGUAGAUGGCCCAGAGCAGCUCAGGUACGUUGUCAUUUGGGACAACGUACGUUUCCACAGGGCUGCUCUGGUUCGGAACUGGUUCACUGCCCACCUACGCUUUUUAGUUGUUUAUCUCCCUCCAUAUUCUCCAUUCCUCAAUCCUAUUGAGGAAUUUUUUUCUGCCUGGAGAUGGAAAGUGUAUAACCGAAAUCCACAAACGCGUAUACCUCUUCUCCAAGCUAUGGAAGACGCAUGUGGAGAUAUAGCAGCUGAUGCUUUUCAUGGCUGGAAUCGCCAUGCUAGGCAAUAUUUCCCCCGCUGCUUGGCCAGGGAAAACAUUGCUUGUGAUGUGGAUGAGGUGCUGUGGCCAGACCGCAACAGAAGAGAGGAUGCAGGAUGCAUAUUUUUUAUUUUUUUUACUGUAACUGUAUACAUUAAAUUAUUCUGUUUUGUAUGUAGACCACUGUAUGUGCAACUUUGUGUUGGUUGGGAAUGGGAUGUACACUGUGUACAUUGUUUUUGUGGGAAAAAUGAAAUAUAUUUGUUACCGUAUAUUUGUGUGUUCUGAGUAUAAAAACAAUAUUCUCAAAUAUUUUACAACACACUUAUGUAUGUACUGUCUGUAGUAAUGGCAACACUGAACCAAAAAAAGGCCUAAGUCAUUAUGAUGAAUGGAGAAGAAGUGUUUUCCAUUCAUCAUAGUGUUUUACAUUGAGCACAUAAAUGUUCUUAUAAAUGUCUAUUCAUAUGAUGGUUUGUGUGUGUCAUUUGAAAACAAAAUACAAUUUUGAUAAGAAAUAACAUUGUUUUGAAUGUAAAGUUUCAUUUUGCUGGAGAAUUGAGGGGUUUUGCCCAUUGUGUGUGUGUUUUUUGAUUUGUGUGUAGAGUUCUGAGAAUAUGAGGCAUGCUUUCAGAAAAUGUGUGUAAACAAUCGAGAAAAACUGUAAUAUCAAACAAAUCAGGGAAAUACGUAAUUUUUCUCUCACAGGAAAAAAUAUAUAUAAUGGGAUGCAUGCCAGCCAGGCCACUACACAACACAACACUAAACAAUACAUUAAUUGCACUAUAAUGGUGACAAACUGCCCACAAACUGUUAGGGCCUACAUAAAGCUGUCUCAACAGCAGAGUCCCAACAGCAGUCCCACCUUACCACUGCUACACCUGGCUAUCAGCGGAGCCUUGUCUGGCAGCGAAACAGUUCAUUCAGCCUCAUUUACUGCCUUUUAAAAAAACAUAGCUGAUAUGGCUGACUUGCUUAAACAAAUGUGGUUUCUACUGACAAUUGAGAUAUACAAACUAUGGCAUAAGGGUACGACAAGCGGAUAAGAGGCAAUCCGUAAUUUCUAUUAAGACAUUAAUGAGCGAGCCAGGACGGACGUAGUCAAUAUAACUAUUUGUUCAGCACUUUUGAAAUGUACAGCGACAGAAUUCAGAACAUGGGCCGUUUUUACAGUGUUCUCCCUGUACACCAAGUCAGAACUGUAGAAUAAAUAAAGGGGGCAUAUAAGCAGACAAUGAAAGCUCUUACAAUAUUCGAUGAUUACGUUUCUCAAAAACAGGUUAUAGGCUAUAUGUGCACCACCGAGACAGAACAGUAGGCGAAAUUAAGAGGUGGAAAUAGACCAAAUUAUUACGGUGAGGCACAUGGGCUACUAAUAGCUUACUACACAACAUACACUUAGUAUUACUUUCUUAGCUACAGUAUACAUAUCUCCCUGGCAUAAUACAUAAUUUAUGCAGCAGCAUAUAAGACAUUUUUGGACUCACCUUGUUGUGCUGUGCUCACUUGAACAGGAAGGUGGCGCAGCGGUCCUUCGUCGGCAAAUUUUGUCAUCAAAGAAAGAGAAAGAGGCCGGAUUUACAAUUCCGAGUUCGAUGACCGUUCAAAACGUAUUUUCCCAGUCGGAGCUCGUUUAUUCCCGACUUCCCAGUUGCAAUGCUUGCAGUUAGCCACUGUCACCGAUUCCUUCCAAACCACUCAUUGUUGAAUUUGCAAUUUCCAACUUGUUGUGUAAUGUUUAUGUCCAAUGGCCGAUGAGCACCAAUACGUUUUAUUUAUAAUUUCUCUUCAUUAUUUCUCUUCAUAUGACAAGGAUUAAAAAGGAUUUGCCAGUAGAUUGUCAACUUGAUUCAUGAUGAUGACUGCUAGCUAAGAUUUUGAAAGUAAGAUGUUGACAUGAUCAGUCCAAUCAAAGCUACUGUACAUAUAACGUGAUUUGUCGUCAUUUUACCUUGAGCCUUCUUGGAAGGGCACUUCUAAUGUAACUCUAUGGCAGGACCCAAAGGGCUUGAAUUUUCGAUUUAGACUUGGCGGGGACGUAGCGUCCCCAUGAGUGACAGAACACUGAGCCAAUCACGGCGCAACGCUCCUAUUUUCUGCUGGCUUGCCCCACCACCACAGAAAGUACUGAGCUAAGCUGAAACAUCUGCAUUUUGGAGCUGCCUUACUCAAGAAAACAAAAAAGAGACCAUGUUUGUAUGCGGCUUUAUUAACUCAAUUAUAUAUUUUGGGUUUUACAUUGUUUGCAAACUGAUAUGUGACACGUAUUAAUGCCAAAAUAAUAUGCAAAACAGGCAUUUUUUGUUGCUCUGCCCCACCUGUCCUGAAUGACGGGUCGCCACUGCAACCACCUAAAAGAUGCAUGUGUUGUACACAGACUUACAAUACAGUAAAAUACAAUGUAAAUAGGUUCCAUACUGGCCAAAUAGGUCUCUUUCCUGCCUGUUUUAUCCUCCCACCCACUCUUACUGUAACCUUUGCUCCCACUGUAUCUCUGUAUUCAGCUUGUCUUGAUCUAACACUCUCCCUCUCUCUUUCUGUAGCCCAGCCCCACUGCCAAGCUGUCUAUCAUCCACAUCCUGGGUAUGCUGUCCAGUCUGUUCACUACGCUGGACAGCAGAAGGCAGGACGAGGGGUCAGAGGGCACCACCCCAUCUCAGGCCAGGCCCAACCCUGUGAGUUUUCACCCAACUCUGUCUUCCUCACUUUAUUUUGCCCUUUCUCUUUCAUUCUACACUCUCCCACCUUCUCUCAUUCCCUGCCUCCCUCUUUCACUCUCUCUGUCUCAGAACCUCUCUCACCACCCAUAACUACUGUCAUCCUGUUUACUUUGUCUGUGCUCUGUCAGGUGGUAGUAGUCUUACAGGAGGUCUUCACAUUGAUCCAGACCAUCCUCAGCAAGUGGCUCAGUGACUCAGAAGUGGUGGAGGUAAGUAACGUAAUCUAUAUGGUCCUCUGUAGCUCAGCUGGUAGAGCACGGCACUUGUAACGCCAAGGUAGUGGGUUCGAUCCCCGGGACCACCCAUACACAAAAAUGUAUGCACGCAUGACUGUUAGUCGCUUUGGAUAAAAGUGUCUGCUAAAUGGCAUAUUAUUAUUAUAUGUACAUGAGAAUGUUGCAACAUUUAAAUGGGUCUGCAUGUCUAUCUGAAUAUGUACUGUACAUAGUCAUACUGUUCUUCAUUAGCCUGGAAUCCAAACUGAAUAUUGCUCCAUUUCACUAUUGUUUAACUUCUGAAGCAGUAGUGAAAUGGAGUGAUAUUCAGAUUGGAUUCCAGGCUCCGUUUUCUCCCAUAGGCAGUGUGUGGGGUGUUUGAGAGGUCCGUGAAGACCCUCCUCAAUGACUUUGCUCCCAUGGUGAAACAGCUCAGUGAGAUGCUGGGACAGAUCUACAUCGCCUUCCCACAAGCCUCUGCUCUCAACCUCACGCGCCAGGUGGGCCGCCACAGACCAACCAUCCAAAUCAGAUUCAAUGCUCCGCAGGGUCGGGAUCAAUUCCAUUUCAACUCAGAUAAUUCAGAAUAAUUUCCUAAAUUUCAUUGAAAAUACCCCAUAAAAAACAAUGGCUGAAUUGAUAUAGACACUGAUAGCCUGCCUUAAACUUGAAAAAUGUGCCCACAAAUUAUUUCUAUGAAUUACUUGAUCUCUUUCAUUCUAGAUGGUCCACAUAUUUGCGGGUGAGAAAGAUCAUUUCAGCCCCAUCCAGGCCCUUAUUGAGCUGGUCACAUCCACCACCCUCUCUAUCUUCCAGCAAGGUAAGAGGAAGUAAAUUGAGAUUUGAUUCUCACAUCAUCUUCCACAUAUUUCCUAUUUGACAUGUUUUUGUGUGAAAAUCUAUUUUCUCUCUAUCUCUACUCCCUCUGUUUUUCAGGCCCAAGGGAACAUCCUGAUAUUGUUGAGUCAUUCAUGCAGCUCCAUGCCCAGGUCUGUCUGAUUCUUAUAGUCCCAUUCUCUGUCUCAGAGAUUAAAUUCUGGAUAAAUAUUUGUGUAUCUAUGUGUGUGUAUCUCUAGCAUCAUUUAUACCUGGCGCUAACAUGUGUCCUUUGUCAUGAUCUUGUCCACAUUCCUACUGUGCCCACAUUUCUAGACAGAUGUAUAUGAUCACAAUGCAUAUUUUAAUGAUCUACACCUGUCUAAUAAUGUGGGCACAAUCAGAAUGUGGACAACAUCAGGACAAAGGACGCAUGUUAGAACCAGGUAAAAACGUGGCUUAUGUGUGUGUUGUUGACUCCAUAGGCCCUCAAAAGGAAGCCUGACCUCUACCUGUCUGACCAUCAAGAUGUAAAGGCUCUGUUCUACUGCGGUGAGCGACUUUGCCAUGUAACCCACACUGUAAUUCCAAGUGCACUGUAAUGUUGCAGGUGUAUACAACUGGUUCUGCACAAACUCUUUUUCAGGGGUCCUGUCACUCAAGUUCCCGGAGACGCCUACAGCGAAGUCAGCCUGUAUGUUCUUUGUAAGUUAAGUAGGUGUGAUGAUGACACAUUACCAAUUUACUUCACAAAUAGCUUUACCUCAUGAACAGAAGUCAUAAGUCCUCUGUUUAUUCGGCACCCCUCCUGUCAUAUUGUGGCUGUUCCAUACAUCCUUCCCCCUCCCUCUCCAUCAGAUGGAGUUGGUCUGUCAUUGUGGCGACAUCCCUCCUAUUGGUCAGGUGCUACAGAGGGACGGGAAGCUUCUCAUACACACCAUCCUGGAGGUAACCAACUGUUAUCUCUGUUAGUGUGUGGGAAAGAAAUACCCUCACGAGUAGGACAAGACUGCAGUCAGGUGACUCAGUCCUCCAGACCAGGGGUACUAGGACCCCUGUACUUGGACUAUCUACAAGGGGUACUUGAGAAGACUCAUGAGACCAUAGGCUUACUGGUAAAAUACAAAUGAGGGGGUACAGUUGGUGGUACAGUAACUGAAAAAGGUUGGGAACCACCACUCUAAGAACAAUAGUGGCCAGUGAAUGGGUAUAAUUAUGUUUCAGUCAGUGCUCACCCUUUGGAUUCUUGUUACGUCUUUCUCUCCCUCUGUGUCAUCACCAGACGGUUGGAAGUCAGUCUCUCUGCUGUCUGACAGAGCACUUCUCUGAGGUGCUUUUCUGUCUGAACAGACAUUGCCCCGCGCUGCUGGCCCAGUGGCUGAAGGAAGGACUACAUGUCCCAGGGUUCCCCUCUGCCCAGGUCUCCAUGGAGCAGAAGGACACCUUCAGCCAGCAGCUCCUCGGGUAGCCUACACAUCCAUUCAUACACUAAUUUGGCAUUCCAGGAUCUUUGUAGUCACACUGCUCUGACUUCCAGAUCUCACAGUGGCAGAUUAGUUUAAUGUCUCAGGAACAAUAUCAAUAUGUAGCAAUCCUCUGAGAUGCGCAAAUGGCUAUGUACCUGUUUGAACCCUUUUCUGACAUAUUCAGACACAUCUAAUAUCUCAUUCACCCUAUUUUUCCCAGGGAACAGACAAACAAGCGGCGUGUUAAGGAGAUAGUGAAGGAGUUCUCUCUGUUGUGUCGAGGUCUGCAGGGCACUACUGGCUACUCUGCAGAUUACUAGUGUGGCUGCAGUCCUCACCUUGUCUGAACCAAGACAAGACCUCCCGAGGCCCAGGACCUGUUCAGGGGAACCCAGAGGGAUGGUGUCCCCCGACUAGGACUUUGUGUGCAUUGGAGAAACGUUAUGCUUUAGGAGCACUCACAUGGCUGCAGUAGUGUGUAUUCUGUGAGGGGGG
Messenger RNA from Coregonus sp. 'balchen', 14663 nucleotides. NCBI's taxonomy places the organism in Eukaryota, Metazoa, Chordata, Actinopteri, Salmoniformes, Salmonidae. The record is from the annotation of a GenBank genome assembly.